UCAGAUCGUCUCGGGGGAUACACCAUGGAAAGAGAAGGCACAGCCACAAAUCAUCAUUGCGCUGUCGAAUAAAGUUGUGCACGCGCGUCCCGACAACAUUAUUGACGAUCACUGGAACUUGAUUCAAAAAUGCUGGUCUUGGAACCCAGCUGAUCGGCCGGAGGCAACUGAAGUCAUUGGAUGCCUUGCACCGAAAAUCGCCCCCAUUUUGAGGAGGGUUGAAAUGCCUGAAAGCACUAUCCGGACCAUACCUCCUGAAAUAGCUCGAAGUACUAUUCUCCCUCCUAAAGUGGCUGCAGGGACCGAGCAUGGCACCACUUCAAUGAGUUCCGAUUUCACCAGACUACAUAGCACUAUCCGUACCAUAACUCCUGAAAUAGCUGAAAGUACUAUCCUCCCUCCUACAAUGGCUACAAGGAUCAAGCGUGACACCACUUCAACGAGUUCCAAUACUCCUGUACUACUACCGGAUUACUCUCCUGGCAGGCUACGUCCACUGCCAAUGUCUGCCAAAAAUAUUGUCAUUUUUGGAGAAAGUGGCGUCGGGAAAAGCUCCAUCAUCAACCUCCUCGCAGGGCAACAGGUUGUUAGGACCUCUGUGGACGUCAAACAUGGUACAUUGCGCUACGAAGCGUAUAAUGUCAACAUCGAGGCCAUGCCAUACCGCAUCUAUGAAACUGCAGGUGUCGACGGCAAUCGCAUGGAUCCUGGCGGAUUUCGCGAUGCGGUCACCAAUGCUGACAACUUGAAGAAGGAGCUGAAGGUUAACGGAGGAAUCCAUUUGCUGCUGUACUGCAUCAAGGCAGACAGGAUACCACUGACGUUCGUCACCAACUACAGGCCAUUCUAUGAAUUUUUAUUCGAAGAGAAGGUACCAGUUGCACUCAUCGUUACUCACAUGGAGAGGGAGGAUCCCAUGGAUGAUUGGUACACGCGAAACAAGGGAUCGUUUGACCGCCAUGCAGUCAACUGUGUUGAUCAUGCUUGUAUCACCGCGGCGGCCAACCUAGAUCCAAAAUACAAGAAGAAGUACGACGCAUCCAAAAAGGAAGUGAGUGACUUGAUUAUACGGAAUAAGGAUACGGUAGUGGACUGGAAUGGAGGAGAUGGAUGGCUUGCCCGGUUCAUUGGAAAGUUGAAAGACAUCUCAACGGGACGUCCAAGCAAGUCAGACGUUCUUGGGGUCCUCAUGAAGCGCGGCGGGUUGGAGGAUAACCUAGCAAAAGACGUGAUUCAAAAACUUAGUAGGUGACGCAAGUCUACUCGUUACGAUUGAUUAUCACCUUGUAAUACGACUGUAGGUAGUACUUGGUUCAAUUCUUCUUCUUACGAUG
Messenger RNA from Suillus subaureus, 1334 nucleotides. RefSeq lists its product as uncharacterized. The transcript has 6 exons. Gene Ontology annotation, molecular function: GTP binding. Bases 224 to 1252 code for a protein of 342 amino acids. The record is from RefSeq and is a predicted model, not a curated record. Lineage: Eukaryota; Fungi; Basidiomycota; Agaricomycetes; Boletales; Suillaceae.